AUGGUUCUACGAAUGGUAAAACUCACUAACGAUGCCGACUACGAUGCCGGCGAAACGUCUGGAAAUGUACUACGUCCACGGUCCGACUUUGGAAAUGAUCAUGCAGACAUGGGACCCCGGACUAGGUGCGUUCCUCUAAGCCUUCCUACCAAUAUGACCAAGUUGCGAAAACAAGGUCAAACAACAUCUAGGCAACGAAAGGAAACUGCGACCACAAAAGGCCACAUCACCUUGGUCUUCAUACCUACUUCCUUAUAUUUCGAAUUUUGUCCACUUAUGCAUCUCAUGCUUUGGUUGGAUGUUCUGUGCAUUGUCUCUAAAUUUGCCCAUAAGUUUAGUUAA
Messenger RNA from Protopolystoma xenopodis, 342 nucleotides. NCBI's taxonomy places the organism in Eukaryota, Metazoa, Platyhelminthes, Monogenea, Polystomatidea, Polystomatidae. The record is from the annotation of a GenBank genome assembly.